AUGAAUGCAAUCGAGGCAACCAUGAAGCAGUGUGCAUAUGUCAGUCGACGAACGCAACGGGCAUGCAAAAAUUACCGACCACCUUCGAAACUGACCGAAGAAGGCUUCUGUGAAGUGUCGUUAAGAGGGAUUUUCUUUUUUUUUCCCCAGAAACUGAAGCAAAAAGAGACGGAGGACAGUCGGCGAGCCCAUAUAAGCCGACGGGCAUGGAAGUAUCGAGUGGUCAAGGACAUGAAUGCAAUCGAGGCAACCAUGAAGCAGUGUGCAUAUGUCAGUCGACGAACGCAACGGGCAUGCAAAAAUUACCGACCACCUUCGAAACUGACCGAAGAAGGCUUCUGUGAAGUGCAUACUCGCUUUUUCCAACGCCUGGCUGAACAUUCUGCUGCUGAGCGACGACGUAUCGAAAAGGAUUUGCUGGACGAAUCGGAUGAUUUUUUGCUCAGUGGGAAUGCUGGAGUGUGGACCGAUGAAGAAGUGUUGUGGUGGGAGUUGGUUGCACUGGACCAAAAGCUGACCGCAAUCCGAGAUUUUCGUAAAAUGAUAGCGGAAAAAGCACGACGUCUUACGCGUUUCUACAAGAAAAAAAUAAAUGAGAAAGAGAAAAAAGUAACAGAAGAUUGGCCAGAAUCGGAGCAUCAACAGUACAAUGAUGUUUUUUUGGAUGACAACCCCAAGGACCCUCUGAGGAAUGCUGGAGUGUGGACCGAUGAAGAAGUGUUGUGGUGGGAGUUGGUUGCACUGGACCAAAAGCUGACCGCAAUCCGAGAUUUUCGUAAAAUGAUAGCGGAAAAAGCACGACGUCUUACGCGUUUCUACAAGAAAAAAAUAAAUGAGAAAGAGAAAAAAGGUUGA
Gongylonema pulchrum is the source of this 855-nucleotide messenger RNA. The record is from the annotation of a GenBank genome assembly. NCBI's taxonomy places the organism in Eukaryota, Metazoa, Nematoda, Chromadorea, Rhabditida, Gongylonematidae.